GUAGCUCUGAACUAAUCUCCUCCAGUAGGAGCUCCCACAUGGCUGCGGUCAGCGCCGAGCUGUGAGCUGCAGCAGGGAGACAGCGACGCUCAAACUCUCCGGGAGAAAGCAAGCAAGCAAGGAAUAGGGAACCUGAGGGUUUAUUGUUAUUUUUUUAUUAUUAUUUAUUUUGUAAACUGCUCCAAGCCCCGUUAGAUGACAGACGCGCUCCAUCCCACGCUGCUCUCUCGGGAAACUGAAACGCAACAGGAUGAUGCCGUUUUGAAACUGCUGCCGUCCGGGAAUAGUAAAGCGGAGGAGUUGGGGAGCGCUCACCGAUGUUAUCAGAGCGGUAAAGACAGUGGAAAUUACCUUGGGCUGAGAGGACCGAGCAAGGUGUCAGGAAUGCUCCCUGUCCUCCUGCUAGCUGGGUUGAUUCUGGCUCUGUCCGUCCCUGGCACCACGUGCGAAUCAGCCACGCUGCGUUUCUUGGGGCAGACGGACUUUGUCGUCAACGAAACCAGCACAGCUGUGGUCCGGCUGGUCGUGGAGAGAGUGGGAGACCCGAUCAAUGUGACGGCUUUGGUUCUCCUAGAGGGAGUUGACACUGGGGACUUUGAGGCUAUUAAUGCUGCAGCGUUUCUUCUGUCCACCGAGUCCAGUAAGACAAUAUUUAUUGCUGUGAAAGACGAUGACCUGCCUGAGGCAGAUGAGACAUUUACCUUCAGCCUUAAACUACAGAGUUCCUCUAAUGGUGUGACACUGGGAACACCGAACAAGGCAACAAUCACUAUCUUGUCCAAUGACAACGCCUUUGGAAUAAUUGCCUUUAACUCAACUGAAGAGAUUGUUGUUGAUGAGUCCAGAGGAAGGAACGUGCCUUUCACCUUGAUUAGAGAAAAAGGAACUUAUGGGACAGUCACUGUGAGCUUUGAGAUCUCUGAUGGUCCCAACCCUGCUACUGAGGAUCUGGUUCCAGACAGAGGCAGCAUCAUAAUCCCUGUAGGACAGGCUGUAGCGCACUUCAGCAUCCUCAUUCAGGACGAUCUGAUCCCCGAGAAUGACGAAGUGUUUACAGUGAGGCUAACAGGUGUGGCUGGUGGAGCUCUUCUCAGUCCCAAUGCCAGCAGCGUCCAGCUUCGAAUCCGGCGAAAUGACAGCCCCCUGCGCUUCUCCCUGUCUGUCAUGGUCGUAUCAGAAUCGGCGUCUGUCAUUGUCCUCAAUGUGACCCGCGGCCGACUGACUGAGGAUGGGCCACUCGUCGGCUCUGUUGACACCCAGGUGUCUGUGGAUUACAUGGUAGUGAGUGGUGAAGGAGUGGGCAGCGCAACUCCAGGAGUGGAUUUCCUGGACCUUCAGCCAGUCAGAACCAUCACGUUCCCUUCGAUGGUCUUCAAAGCCAGCCUUUUGUUCAACAUAAGCGAUGACGCAGUGCCAGAAAUUGCAGAAUCCUUCCAUGUGGUUCUUUUGGAGGAAACUAUACGAGGAGACGCAGUGCUAGUAUCGCCCAACGCAGUGCUGGUGACCAUCGAGCCCAAUGAUAAGCCUUAUGGCGUCCUGUCAAUUAGCAGUGCAGCUCUCGUUCAGCCAAUUAGCAUCAAUGAAGACCUGACUCAAAAAUUUGAUGGGAUCAUCAUUGUGAGAAACGGAGGAAGCUACGGCCAGGUGUCUGCAAACUGGUCCAUCAGCAGGAACUCCAGCGAUCCCUCGCCAGUGUCGCAUGACUUGACGCCCCAGUUUGGAACCGUGAAAUUUGCUGCCGGUCAGGUGACGGCUGUGGUUUCCUUAAACAUCGUGGCUGAUGAUCAGCCUGAAGAAGCAGAGGCUUUUGUUCUGAAACUGCUGCCCAGCACCGUCACCGGAAAUGCGGAAAUUGACGAACCUAUGGAGAUGGUGUUUUACAUUCAGGACAGCGAUGAUGUCUAUGGACUUUUUCGGUUUGACCCAGCCAAGGAGCAGAGCAUCCAGAGCCAACCACAGGGACGAUUCCUCUCUCUCCAUUUUGUGAGAGAUGGUGGCACGCUGGGUAACGUGUCCAUGGCCCUUACUGCGCUCUACAUUCCAGCAGGCCCAGUGGACCCUGAUCUGGCCCGAGACCAGGUUCUGAAUGUUAGCAGGUCUGUUAAUGUGGUGUUUUCUCGUCAACGGACUGUCCAUGUCAUACUGCCUAUCCGGAAUGACGCCUUUCUGCAAAAUGGAGCUCAUUUCCUUAUUCAGUUGAAUAAACUGGAGCUGGUUGAUAUCACCCCAUCAAUUCCUUCAAACAGCCCAAGGUUCGGGGGACCUCUGAAUCUGACGUUGAAUGUCACCCCUGACAUUGCUAAUGGGGAAAUUGGCUUUAUAAGUAACACUACAGUGGUACUCUAUGAACCAGAGGACAGCAACACCAGCAUGGUUAGCCUCCCUCUGCGGCGGGAUGGGACGGACGGUCAGGCCGUGGUGUUCUGGAGUCUCCGGCCGAUUGGAGCCAAUCUUAAGGAUGUAACUGCUGACGACCUGACACCGUUUAACGGCUCAGUUGUCUUCCUCUCCAGACAGAGCGAUGCCUUUAUUAACCUUACCAUCAUGGCCGACAAUAUCCCAGAGGUCAAUGAAACCCUGCUGCUCAGCCUAGACAGGAGUAAUGUGGAGAAUCAGAUCCUGAAAGCCGGCUUCACCAGCAGAGAGAUCGUCAUCGUGGAGAACGACGAUCCCGGGGGAGUGUUUGAGUUCUCCCAGUUCUCCAGAGGUCCAUGGCUUAUCAACGAGGGUGAGGCUGUGGAGCUGCACGUGGUCAGAGCUCAAGGACAGCUCCUGAAGCAGUUAAUACGAUACACAGUGACGCCAUCAGGCAGCGCCGAAUUCUAUGGAGCUACAGGCAUCCUUGAGUUUAAACCUGGGGAGAGAGAGGUGGUGGUGGCAUUGGUCGCAAGGCCUGAUGGGAUACCUGAGCUGGAUGAGACAUUUUCCGUGGUACUGAGUAGCCACAGCACUCCGCCAAGUCGUCUAGGCAACCACAGGGAGGUCAACAUCACUGUCCGCAGGAACGACGACCCUUUUGGGGUCAUCGAGUUUAUCCAAUCAGGGCUCACGGUGACCAUCAAUGAGAGCAAAGGAGAGGCAGUACACCAGGCUGUGUACUCUGUGGUGAGGAAUAGGGGUCUCUUUGAAGAAGUGUCAGUUUUGUGGGUCUUGGAGCCGGCUCUGACGGGAGAUGUUAUGCCUGUCCAGGGAAAUAUUACCUUCAAAGAAGGAGAGUACUUGAAAAACCUCACCAUCUCAUCUGUACCCGAUGAGAUCCCAGAAGACAAGGAGAACUUCACCAUCACACUGUCAAAUGCAACAGGUGGAGCAAGACUGGGAAAUAUACUCAGUGCCAGUUUGUGGAUUAAUAAGAACGACGAUCCCAUAUAUGUAUCUGAACCAAUCACAGUGCGUGUUCGUGAAGGAGGCGUUGCCAAUUUCACCAUCCUGAGGGCAGGCCGGGCUGACUUUAAGGCGACCGUGACGUAUCGGGUGGAUUUCGGGAGUGCCUCACCGGAUGACUUCACUGUUGUGACAAAUAACACGUUACUAGUGUAUGAUGUGGGGGAAUGGAUGAAGAACAUCACUGUGGUCAUUGAAGACGAUGACAUACCGGAGACAGAUGAACCUUUUUACAUCGUUUUAUAUAAUGCCACAGGCGACGCUGUUGUUUACGGUGCAGACACGGCCACUGUAGUGAUUGAAGCCAACGACGACGCCAACGGGAUUUUCUCUUUGGAAACCGUAGAAAAACCGGUGGAAGAGGGCAAGACCAACAGUUUUUAUGUGCUACGAGCAAGGGGACAUUUUGGUAAUGUAACAGUCUUCUGGCAGCUGUUUGCCAAUGACUCAGAUACGCCUCUUGAAGAAAACCAGGAGUUUGCAAACACGUUUGGCUCCAUCACCUUUAUCACUGGGGAAGAAACCAAACCUAUUGUCCUGGAGGCCAUCUCUGAUAAACUUCCAGAGUUUAAUGAGUUCUUUGUCCUCAGACUGGUUAAUAUUUCAGGUGGUUACCCAGGGGAAGGAGGCAAACUCGCCGAGACCUCUCUGAAUGCCUCAGUCCUCAUUCCUUUCAACGACGACCCAUUUGGUGUUUUCGCCAUUGCCCCCAGCAACCAGGACCAAGAAGUUGCUGAGGACGUGCUCACUGAAAACGACAUGUCCGAUGUUACUUCCUUCACCAUUCUCCGAGAGCAGGGCACCUUUGGUGACGUGCGAGUUUCCUGGGAGAUCGUGUCCGCAAGCUUCCCGCAGGGUCUUCCUCCCAUGGACGACCUGUUGCUGCAAGCCUCUUUCCCAGACGAGGUGGAGCUCAGGCCUCGUGCUCGGAGACACCACUCAGCCACAGACACUUGGUUCUUCUCUGGCCUUCCAGGAGCGUACGGGACCGUCUCCCCCGAAGAUGCACCCGCAGCUGUGGGUAACUUCACCUUCUCAGCUUGGCUGGCGCCCAGACUAAACACUGACGGCUUCAUAGUGUCCAAAGGAACAAGAAACGGAAGCUUGUAUUAUGGAGUGAAGGUCCACUUCAACGAGUCCCAUGUGACUGUGAUGCUGUAUUACACAGUCAGAGGUUCAAAUAAUACCCAAGUGGCAAGGGCCACGGCAGAGAAGUUUGUGGAAGAAAACACGUGGCUACAUGUCAUUAUAACGAAUGAUGAUGGGAUUAUUGAGUUCUUCUUGGAUGGGACCUCUAUACCUGGAGGCCUGAGGAGCAUCAAAGGGGAAGGCAUUAAUGAUGGGCCGGCUCCAGUGUUCAUUGGGUCAGACCUUGAGGGGGAGCAGCGCUACAGUGGCCUUCUCCAAGAUGUCCGCCUGUAUCGCACCAGGCUCAACCGCAGCCAGAUACAUGAGCUCCACACUCAGCCUGCUAAAGCAGACCUGCGAAACAUCUCAGGGUACCUGCGGUACCGCCAGGACGAGAGGCAGAAGUCCUUCGUCGUGGAAACCAGGGACGACGAGGAGGAGGAGGGAGAGGAGGUGUUCUAUCUGCAGCUGGUGGCUGCGCAUGGUGGUGCGCGCCUCCCUCUUCCCAGACCCACCGCCGUUUUGAGAAUUAUGAAGAGUGACAACGCCAACGGGCUUUUUGGAUUCACUGGGGCCUGCAUACCUGAUACAACCGAGGAGGGGUCCACCAUCUCCUGUGUGAUUGAGCGUAUGCGGGGAUCUCUGGAUUCGGUCUCCGUGAAUUACACCGUUACCCAGCUGGACAGCUUGGAAAGCGACAGCCCAGCACACGAAGACUUUGUCAAUGCGACCGGAGCUGUGCUUUUUGCGCCUGGACAGCGCUCCGAGGUGCUGAACCUCGUCGUGUAUGAUGAUAACCUCCCAGAGCUUGCAGAGUCUUUUCAGGUUGCUCUGGUAUUAGCAGAGUCUGCCGACGGGAAGCCAGGCUCCACGCCCACCAGUGGGGCCAGCAUUGAUCCCAAUAAUGCCGUUAACACUGUCACUGUCACAGCAAGCGACCAUCCUUAUGGCCUGUUGCAGUUCCAGCCCAGCCCGCCUCCGGACGGUCUGAUCGCUCCAGCUUUAGAACCUGCACACAUCACUGUUCGUGAGGAGGAUGGUCAAAUCCAGCUGCCAGUGGCCAGAGCCCAAGGCCUAUUAGGAAAAAUCAUGGUGGGGUACAGGACAACCCCCUUCACAGCAUCCAGCCCUGAAGACUAUGAGGACUCAGAGGGUAUCCUAGAAUUCCUACCAGGCGACAGGUUGAAGUUCAUCAGUGUGACCGUUGUGGACAACCCUGUCCCAGAGCUGGAAAAGGUUUUUAGGGUGGAGCUCUACAACGUACAGGGUGGAGUCGAUCACUUUCUGCGCGGUGAAGCAAGCGGUAGUGGGGAAAGCGAUUUUGACUUCCUCCCUCCAUCCUAUCGCUAUCCUGCCAGCUUGGGAGUCGCAUCUCGCAUUACUGUCACCAUCGCCGCUUCUGAUGAUGCUCGCGGAGUGUUUGACUUCAGUCCUCAGUCUUUAUCCGUUAACGGGACAGAACCAGAGGAUGGACUGAACUCUGUCGUCCUUCUGGUGGAUCGGUCCUUUGGAGACCUCUCCAAUUUGACUGUGUACUGGGAGGUUGAUCCCAGCUCUGAGGGAGAGCUCCUUAGUAGGUUUGGGAACAUCUCCUUUGGUGUGGGGCAGACAUCAGCGAAUAUAAUCAUUAGCGUGGCCCAGGAUGAGAUCCCCGAGUUGGACAAGAGCUACACUGUGUCUCUAGUUAAUGUUUCAAAAGGCCGUCUGGGUGACCAAACAUCUGCCACUCUGACUGUGCUCGCCAGUGAUGAUCCCUAUGGUGUGUUUGUAUUUACUAACGCAUCGAGGUCUAUUCGUCUUCCUGAAGCAGAUGCAACUGUCUCCCUCACCAUCCAGCGACUGAGAGGCACUAUGGGUCAGGUGCGAGUCACAUAUGGGACACUAAAAGAGGCAGACCAGGAGCCUUACAGGACUCCUGGAGUGGGCCGAGCCACUGAAGGGCGAGACUUUGUGCCCGUCCUUGAUUCAGUUGUGUUUCUAGCCAAUCAGACUGAGGCGAACAUCACACUCAGAGUGCUUGAUGAUGAGGAUCCAGAACGAGACGAGUCCGUGUUUGUCAAGCUGAUUGAUGUUGAUCUCAUCAAAGGAGACCAAAAAAGGCCCAUCUCAACUUCCCCCGCUCUGGGCCCUGCGGCUGACAUUGUUGCCCAGGUGGUAGUAGAGGCCAGCGACGAUGCUUUUGGAGUCCUUCAGCUGUCUGCUUCUGCUGUCAGUGUAGCCGAACAUUACGUUGGGCCCAUAAUAAAUGUCACACGAGUCGGCGGCAUGUUUGCUGAUGUGUCUGUCAAAUUCAAAGCAAUACCUGUGACUGCCAGAGUUAGCGAAGACUACAGCGUAGCGUCAACCGACGUGGUCCUUUUAGAGGGAGAAUCCAGUAAAUCUGUUCCCAUCUAUGUUAUUAACGAUAUGGUCCCUGAGCUGGAAGAGACCUUUGUCAUUGAGCUGAUCAACCAAACAACAGGAGGAGCUCUGCUGGGAGAGCUCACGCGUGCCGUCAUCACUAUAUUGCCGUCUGAUGACCCUUUUGGUGCCUUUGUCUUCCAGGCUGUCCCAGUCACAGUUGAAGAACCAGAAUCCAACUCUACUGUGGUCACAUUGCCUGUUGUGCGCAAGGCUGGCACAAUUGGGACAGUGGUAGUCCAAUGGCGGGCAACUGUUAAUGGUAAACUUGCGGAGGGGGACGUCCGCCCCCCGUCGGGAGAGGUAAAAUUUGCUCCCGGGGAGACCAUGAAGACAAUCAGGGUGGAGAUAUUACCCGACGAUGUACCUGAAAUUGCUGAGAUUAUUAAAGUCGAACUAAUCAGUGCCAGUAAUGGAGGAAACCUGGGAGCUGACACAUUUGUGAACAUAAUAGUGCCUGCAAAUGAUAACCCCUAUGGGACAGUUUACUUUGAACAGGCUGUUUAUCGUGUUCAGGAGCCACUGGAGGGAGUUUACAGUGCCAAUAUCACUGUCCGCAGAAGAGGAGGUCACUUUGGUCGUUUGGAGAUCACGUACAGCACCUCUGAAGUAGACAUUGUUGACUCAGCUCAGGCUCAAGAUCAGAAUUUGCUGAUAUACUAUGACUCUCCAAAGCCAGGUGUACCAUCCAGUGGCCUAUUUGUGACAGUAAACAUCACAAGUCAAAGAGACCCUGUGGAUGCAUGUGCUGCUGCCUGUCUGAGAGAGAGGGCCUGCCAGGCCUUCUCUGUGUCAUCAGCCACCAACCCUCCGUCCUGUACGUGGGUUUCAUCAGGGGCCAAUCAGCUGACCUCUAGAUCUCAGGUUUUGACUUAUAUUAAAAACACCACUGCAGCUGCUGUCUUGUUUAGUGGCCAGGCUGUGGCAGGAAGUGAUUACACCCCUGUCACUGCUCAAAGUGCUCUUAUGGAGGAUGGGUCUGGGACCGCCAACCUCUCAGUCCUAAUCCUAACCGACAAAUUACCUGAAAUGGAUGAAAGCUUCUCUAUACAAAUCUUAAAGGUAGAGUUGGUAAAUUUGACCGCGUCACAGAAGAACUUGCCCACAAUCGGUCAGCCUGACAAGGCUGUAGUUACCAUAGGAAUGAACGGAGAUGCAUUCGGCAUAUUUUUGAUCUACAGUCUCAGUCCAAACGCCACCAAGGAGGGACUCUACCUUGAGGUUCGAGAAGAGCCUAAAGUCUUGCCGCUGGUCAUUGAGAGAAGAGGAGGAAAUCUGGGCACUGUUUCUGUAGAGUGGAGAUUUGUUGGAGGAAAAGCUACACCGGAUGCUGAUUUUAUUGGGAAUGGAGGGACUCUGGUCUUUGAUGGUGAUCUUAAAAAGACAGUGGAGAUAAUAAUCAGAGAUGAUUCUGAACCAGAGGACAGCGAGAGCCUUAUGAUUGGGCUUGUUAACCCGGCGGGAGGAAGUCGCAUCCUCCCCAGCUCGGACACGGUCACUAUAGUGAUACUGGCAAACGACAAUGUGGCUGGAAUAGUCGGAUUUGAUCCAGGCUCACGUUCGGUCAUUGCCAGAGAGGGUGAGAGAUUGUCCUUGUUAGUGCUGAGAACGGCUCCAGGUUUGGGUAACGUCACGUUAGACUGGACUGUUCAAGGUCCGCUUGCACACCGCACUUUUGUUCAAACAGCAGGGACACUUUUCUUCAGUGAGGGACAACUAAAUUACACUAUAGUCCUGCAGCUUAUGGAUGACGCCACACCAGAAAACCAAGAUCAGUACCGAGUGUCACUUUCCAACCUACAAACAUUUGGUGUGGUAGCGACAGGCCAUGCAGCCCUGGAUGUUCAGGGCAGUGAAGCGGUGCUCACUGUCGACACCAGCGAUCAACCAUACGGGCUUCUGACUAUCGCACCGUCAUCCCUCAGGGUGAGCACAGAGGAACGGGACCAGAUUAUAAACAUCUACAUCAAUAGAGAGUUUGGAGCCUCGGGAGCGGUGAAUAUUACCUAUGAGGUUAUUAGAGGUUCUCUACAAAACCUGUCUGAGGUGGAGGGUGCUCUCGCUGACCCGGGACAAGACUUUGUCUCUGGUACCGGUUCUGUGAUCCUGCAGGAAGGACAGACCUCAGUUUCCAUUCCUGUCACCAUUCUUGAGGAUGACAUUCCAGAGCUGCAGGAGUUCUUCUUGGUCAACAUAACAUCUGCCGUGCUCAUCACAACUCUGGCAACUGUUCCCCAACUUGACACCCGAGGUUUGGUGGCAGAAGUCAGCAUUGUUGCUAAUGAUGGGAUCAGAGGGGUCAUUGAAUGGACAAACACCAUGUAUGAAGUGAACGAAACGAUCGGGGCGCUGACUCUCGUGGCCUACAGAAACAAGGGAACAUAUGGGAAUGUCUCCCUUUUCUUCUCCACUCAGACCUUGGAAGCUCAGCAAGGACUUGACUACAACACUAGCGAAAUGAUGCUGCAUUUUGUUGAUGGCGAAAGGCAUAAGUUUGUGGAUGUGCAGAUAAUUGAUGACACAAUACCAGAGGGCGCAGAGAGAUUCCAGCUAAUCCUGUCUGAGCCUUCGCCUGGGCUGGAGCUUGGCAGAAAUACAACAGCUACCGUAAAUAUCCUGGCCAGUGAUGAUGGACACGGUGUCGUUUCGUUUAACACCAGCGAUCAUUUCCUUUUAAGAGAGCCUACCUCUGUGUCACAGCUCAGUGACAGCGUGGCUAAACUCCAUGUGGUCCGUAACCCAGAACAAGGCACUUUUGGGACAGUCUCCGUUCAGUUCGCCGUCAUGGAUGCCAACGGCAGCCUGGCGGAGGGGGAUGUGAUGCCAACGCAAGGUUUCGUGGUGCUGGAGGAUGGGGUCAGGUUUAAGAUGCUUGAGGUCCGGGCAUUACGUGACGCCGAACCCGAAGGGAACGAAACCUUCACACUGACUCUCUUCAACCCAACAGGGGGUGCGCGGCUCGGGGACCAGCUCCAAGUUCUCAUCACUGUCUUGGAGAACCAAGCCCCUUCAGGCUUGUUCCGAAUUGGACCCUCUCUCAACAGAACCAGCACAGCAGUUGUUGCUGAGGAAGGGAGCAGAGCAGUCUUCCUCACGGUCUCUCGCAGUAAUGGCUUGGAGUCAGCAGUCAGUGUAGAGUGGGAGAUGCUGUCUGACACAGCUACUGCCUCUGAGGGUCCUCUCCCCGUCAUUGGCUUGUACCAGAGCUUCGAGGACAACCCUACCUCUGCUUGGUGCUCCGUUCCAGGAGAGGCUUCCCUCUUGGCCAUGAGGCUGGACCUGAAGCCGGCGGUCGGGGCCGUCCACACUCUGGCGACUCUGUAUCGGUGGCAAGGCGUUUUCGUGCCAAUAGAGUCCGUCAGAGUCCAAAACCCAGCCUCGUGCGUUGGGUUUGCCAUCAAUGGCUCUACAUACAUAGGCAUUGCACAUGGCGGCCCUCCCUUCUUCCCUGCUGCUAAUCUUAGCCUCUUUAAGCUGCAGAAGGACCUCAACAUCACGUUGGAACAAAUCUUAGGCGUUGAGGCCCUGGAUGUGAAACACUUCUCCGCUGAAGGCAAAGAUUACCUAAUAGCAUCUAGCCAGAUUUUUGUUUGGACGGGCGACGUCUUUACACUCCAUCAGAAUCUCAACUUUGAACAGGACAUCCUCGAUCUAGCUCCGUUUACCCAUGCAGGAGUGCUCUACCUGUUAGUGUGCAUAGACAGCCAGAGUGGGAGCUGCCAGCUUCUGCAAUGGAGCAGCGGCAGAUUUCAGAACCCGCAAACUCUCCCACUGCCCGGCAGAGCCUUCCAGGUGGAAAUAGUCAACACAAGAAGAGAGGAUACUCUGCUGCUGAUUGCAGUUGAAGGUUCCUCCCCAUCCUGUGAGGUGUUGCGGUGGAGUUUAGCAGAGCCUUCACCACAGCACUAUCAGUCCAUCCCUCACCCUGGGCUCGCCUCUGUUCACGCCUUCACUGUGCCGUCGGGGAUCACGCAUGCCAUGCUAGCUGGAAGAAAUGGCUCUACCCUUUACUCCUGGAGAGCCGAUGUCAACCUGUUCACCAUGAUCCUGAGGGCCCCUAGAGCCCAGAGCUUUCUCUCCUUCAUGGUGCCACACCUCAACGCCACAAAGGUGCUUCUGGCUUCAUCUGAGGAUAACAGCUCCGCUAUCUAUGAGUUCACCUCCGUCUCAAAUCAGUCUGACUUCAUACCCAGCUCUGGGGAACUGUACUUUGCGCCUGGUGACCGCGAGCUUGAUCUGGCAGUGAACAUCAUCGAUGAUGACAUCCCUGAGGUGGAGGAGCUCUUUGUGGUCCAGCUGAAGAACCCAAAAGGAGGGGCUGAGAUUGGGUUUGGCGGCCAGGUUACAAUUAUCGUCCCCACUAACGACGACGCCCAUGGAGUUAUUGGCUUUGCUCAGAAUUCAUUAUACAUGGAGGUUGAGGAGUUGGAACAAAGCAAUCAAAUAUCUCUCAAUGUUGAGAGGAAAAGAGGAAGUUUUGGCAGACUGACUGUUCUUUGGGCGGCUAACGGUAGUUUGGCCGACAUUUACCCCACGUCCGGAGUGGUGACGUUCUCUGAAGGCCAGACAGUAGCCAUCAUCUCUUUAGACGUCGUUGCAGAUGGUUUGCCGGAGUUAUCCGAGAGUGUCGUAAUCACCAUUCGGGAUGUCACCACUUUGGGCCUUCAGAACGUGCAGCAAGGCGCCAUCAUUGACAGGCAGCGGGCUCAGGCUCUGCUUACCAUCUUACCAAAUGGCUCCCCCUACGGCGUGAUUGGAUGGCAUCUGGAUUCCCAGUUUACACUAACAAAGGAACCACAAAGAGCUCCUGUCAAUGUGACUCUUUCUUUGGUGAGGGAGCAGGGAUCUUCAGGUGAGGUGGCGGUCCAUUACCAGACGAAACCAGCCUUACACCAACCCCCUUCCAAUCGGGCUUCCGCAGGAGAAGACUACUUAGCCAAAGACGACACCAUUAUCAUGUUGAAUGGUGCCACCGUGGCCCUUGUCUCUAUCACUAUCCUACCAGAUGACGUACCAGAGCUUGCAGAGGUUUUCCUGGUGAAUAUCACUGGGGUGGAGCUAGUAAAAGGCUCUGUUGGAGCGGGGCAGCCAAGUCUGAGGAAGCCUGGGAUGGAAAUAGCAGAGAUUACCAUUCAGGAGAAUGAUGACCCACGAGGGGUUCUGCAGUUCAACGUCUCUGAGGAUUUACCAGGAAGUGUGUGGGCCUAUGAAAUACCACCACCAGAUAAUAUGCUUCAUCUGCCAGUGGUACGACUGUCUGGCACGACUGGAAGACUGGUUGCCUACUGGGAGGCUCAGCCGAUCACGGCUGAUCCCAGCGACUACACCCCUAUAUCGGGGAACAUCACCUUUCAAGAUGGCCAGAAAGAGUCCAUUAUAGCCAUCACCAUCUUGGAUGAUGAGCAAGUGGAGGCCUCAGAGUCCUUCAGGGUGGAUUUGCUGCGAGUGAUUGGUGGAGCCCGUCUUGGACAAGUGACCUCUAUAACUGUUGUGAUCCCGUCCAACGACUCGCCUCUCGGACGAUUUGGAUUUCAAGACUUGGAGGUUGUGGUCGCUGAGCCCGAGUUUGUGGACGACCCUGCAGCGGUGGCGACACUCACAGUGGUGCGCAGUGCGGGAGGUGAGGGUGUGGUGGCGCUGGUGUGGCAGGUGGAAGGCCAGGCCGUAGAUGACCUCGCUCCUGUUAAUGGAACACUGGUCUUCACUGAGACUGAGCCUGUAAAGUCAUUUGUCAUCAGAGCCCUCGCUGAUAAUCUGCUGGAAGGAGAUGAACAUUUCACUGUACGCUUGCUUCCCGCCGACAGUGGUGCUAUCAUCGACCCCUUACACGGUGUGGUGACAGUCACCGUCAGGGCAGACAAGGCGGCACUGGGAGUGAUUGGAAUAGCAGAGUCAUCUCGUAACAUUAUCAUUGGGGAGCCUCGGGGAGACUACAACGGGACCGCCGUGGUCAACCUUGUGCGUGGUCCAGGUGUUUUUGGAGAGGUCCAGGUGUAUUGGAAUAUUACUCCAGCUUUGGUUUCUGAAUUCGAAACGGUUUUUGGCACUGUGACUAUGGUUGAUGGUCAGUCUGUUGCCACCAUUACUCUGAAGGUCCUUGAUGACGAACUCCCCGAAGAGCGACGUGAUUACCAGCUCUCACUGACCCCUGUUACAGUAGGACUGGAAAUAAGUCCCAUCGCCAGGCAUGCCAGGGUCACCAUGGCAGCAAGCGAUCUCCCUCAUGGACUUUUCUCUUUCAGGCAACACCAGCUCACGGCAAAAGAAGAGGAGGAAAUGGUUAAUGUGACAGUGAUUCGCUCCUACGGCAGUUUUGGCCGUGUGGUGGUGACCUAUGAGACCUCGGGCUACACAGCAGUCAGCGGAAUGGACUUUGCUCCGGCUUCAGGGCGAUUGCUGUUCACGCCGGGCCAAACCUCACAAGUAGUCACACUGCAUGUCCGGGAUGACAGUCUGCCAGAGGGACCCGAGCUUUUUUUUGUUAACAUUACCAGUGUAGCUCUGCUCAAUAUCAGUGCUGUGGACUACACAGUGAGAGAGUCAGGACUGCAGCUGGACCAACCUCCAGCUAUUGGAAAUAUAUCUUCUCUUUUGGUGGUUAUACUGCAGAAUGACAAUGCUGAAGGUAUUCUGGAGUUCAGGCAGGACUACCUUAAUAUUACAGUUGAGGAAGACGUGGGUCAUGUGUUGAUCCCAGUGGUGAGGAGAGUGGGCUCCUAUGGGACGGUCUCUGCUCACUUUCUUUCAAGAGGCUUGAGUGCGACUCCUAAUCUCGACUACAUCCUGCACAAUGGCUCACUGAUGUUUAUCAGUGGCCAGAAUAUAAGCUUCAUCAAUGUCACUAUUAUAGAUGACACGGACAGUGAGCCAACAGAGAUAUUUGAAAUUGUUCUGGUUGGAGCUACCGGCGGAGCGGCUCUGGGCUCCCAACGUGUUGCAAGGGUCACCAUUGCCAAGAGCGACUCUCCAAAUGGAGUGGUCCGCUUCAUAAAUGAAAGUGUGAUCACCGUGGCAAACCCAGACUCUACUUUGAAGCUGAGUCUUGUUUUAGAAAGAGCUGAAGGCCUUUUGGGAAACUCAACGGUUGCUUGGAACAUCCUUGGUCCAAACAGCAGAGAUGCCCUGCCUGCUUUAAACACUGACAUUAGAGCUCCUGUGAGUGGAUCUUUCUUUUUUAAAGAUGGAGAGGAGAGCACGGGUAUCAUACAGCUGCAGAUUCUGCCUCAUGGAGAAGUGGAAACGGAGGAAACCUUUCUUAUAGAGCUGAGCGUUCUUUCUGGAGACAUGGAUGUUGAUCCCCAGGCUGGUUCAGUGACACUCAAGAUAGAGAAGUUUGGAGACCCUAACGGUAUUGUCCAGUUCACCCCCGAUGCUCUUCAACAACGUGUCAUCAAUGAAUCCACAGAAGCAGAAGGCCCGCUCAACAUUUCCUUGCUGAUCACACGCAGAGAGGGAACACUGGGCAACAUCACCGUCCAGUGGCAGAUUCAGAGUGAUUCCGACACAGCGGGGGAUUUCCUGGCCUUAGCUGGCACGGUGAUGAUUGUGGAAGGCCAAAGGGAGGCAGAGAUUCUCCUCACCUUGAUGCCUGACACAGUGCCAGAGCUGGAGGAGCUCUACAUCAUUCAGCUCACAGCUGUGGACGGCGGUGGGACCCUGGACGCCAACCCAGACCUGAUCAGAACUCAAAUAAGGGUGCCUGCCAAUGACGAACCCCACGGUGUGUUUUCCCUGAACCCUGACCAGCAGUCUGUAGUGGUGGUGGGUUCAGGGUCUCAGGUCACUAGAGCUCUGGUUGUGAAUGUGACUCGACUGGCUGGGCUGUUUGGGAAUGCCACUGUUGGGUAUAAGAUAAGUGGAAGGGGAAGUGAAGCGCUGGACAUGGAGGAGAUACUGGGAGGAAAAGCCGAGGGGAGGCUUCUUAUGGUAGAGGGACAGGCCUUCAGCGAACUCACUGUCCCAAUCAGGAGCCAGGCAUUUUUGCCAUUGGGUGAAAGCUUUAUCAUAGAGCUGACUGAUGUUAGACUUGUCAGCGCUGUCCAAGGCUCUUUGCCCCGUCUGCUUUUUGGCGCCAGUUCUGCUGCUGUGAACGUACCUGAAGAAGCUGCCAGCUCAGAGGUUGGAUUUGCCUCACUGGCUCUGCAAGUUUUGAGUGUAGAAAUGGGAACGUGUGAGGCGAGGGUGACUCGAACGGGGCUUUUUGGUGAUGUCAGGGUGCAGUGGAAAGCUGGUUAUCCUUCAGGAAACAAUCUACCUGGCUUCACACUUGGGCAUAUAGUUCCAAACUCAGGCUCUCUCACUUUGGCCCAUGGAGAGAAGACCAAGUCCAUAUCUUUUACAGCUUUUGCUGAUGGAUUUGAGGUAUCUACCUAUGCGAUACACCUCACUGAUGCCACAUCAGGCGCUGGUGGACCUGGUGCUGUUAAGUUCAGGUCAGGUUUUACUGUGGCCGAAGUGGAACCACUGGGCAUUUACCAGUUUGCUCCUGAUUCUCGCCAGCUCGUUAUAGCCGAGGACAUCCAGACCAUAACUCUGUAUAUUCAGAAGCUGUACGGGUCCCGCAGCAACUUGACUCAGCUGUCCUACACGACAUCAGGCGGCAGCGCAGCCGCAGGAGAGGAUUUUCUCGCCGUGUCGGCUGGCCGCUUGGUGUUUGGCUCACCUCAACAAACAAAUGCUUCGUUCCGCCUUUCAAUCGUCGACGACGCCCUGUCGGAGCCAGACGAGUACUUUUACGUCAACUUAACGCACGCUGAGGUCCUCACUCCAAAUUCGACCUGGGCAGACGCCCCACCUCGCCUCGUUCCACAGCACAGCGUGGCCACCGUCACCAUCCUGGCCAGCGAUGCAACCGCUGGAGUUCUGAGCAUCGGGCCUGAACUUGUCCAAGUCCAAGAGGACGGAGACGAGGCAAACCAGCAGGAGCGGAGGGUUGUGCUGAGGGUACGCAGGUCAGACAGUGCUGCAGAGGCCGUGCGCGUUCGGGUCCGGGCAUACGGAGGUCUGUUUCCUUUCACGCUUGCCAACGUUUACCCCUGUUUAGUCUGUGAUCCCUUUAGACUUGUGCUGCUGUGUUACUCAGAUGGAAGUACAGCGCGUCCUCCCUUCGCCGUGGACCCUACCGGGGUUUUCGCAAAGGAAGAGCAGGACUUCCGCUUGGAGUCCACCGUGGUGACUCUGCAGGCCGGCGAGGAAGAGACGGAGGUUGUCCUCGUUGUCCUGGACGACUCGGAGCCGGAGGGACAGGAAGUGUUCUUCGUCUACCUCAGUGACCCAGAGGGAGGAGCUCAGAUCACAGACAGCCCAUCCCAGGGCUUUGGAUCAUUUGUAAAGAUAAUUAUCCUUGGGAGUGACCUUCAUAACGGUAUUGUAGGCUUUACUCUCGGCUCCCUGACGGACAGGGUGCUGGACGAAGACUCAGAAAACAGAACCGCUUUGCUCUACGUACAGAGACAGGAAAACAGAGCUUUUGAAGAUUUGCAGGUCUUCUGGAGGGCUACCUUCAGUAAGGAAACCUUGAGCCUAGUUGAAAACGGCGUCAACCUUACCUCCCAGCUUGUGCAGACUUCAGGAACAGCAAUCUGUCGGAGAGGCGAGGUCCUCUGUGCUCUCACCCUGGAGGUUCUGGAUGAUGAGGAACCAGAAUACCAGGCCUGGUUCUUGGUGGAGAUUUAUCAAGUGGGAGACGGAGCCUCCAUCAAUGAGACAACUCGUUUCGCCAACAUCACCUUGGCAGAAAGCGACAACCCGCGAGGUGUCGUGUACUUUUCUGUUGGCCAUAGGCUGCCGGUCGCCACGGUGAUGACCACAAGGCUCAGCCUGCAGCUCUACAGACAAGCAAGCACAGCUUCAGCCAUGACCCUUCAGUAUCGCACAGUGGAGCUCGCCAAGGAAGAGAUGGUUGGUCCUUAUGUCAUCUGGCCAGCUAAAGCGGGGAUGGACUUUCCUAAACAGGAGGGCCAAGUAACCUUCGAAGCUGGGAGCCACGUCACAACGCUGGACAUUUACCUGACGCCUGACCUCGCCUCGUCUUCACCCACACCGAAGCGCUUCCAGGUGGAGCUCCACGGUCCGACAGGAGGAGCCAGCGUUCACGCCCGCUUUGGGCUGGCUAAUGUGACUCUGGUGUCAAACGCAGCAAGUCAGUCCGUGUGGGGCCUGUUGGAUCCACUGCAUCAGCCUCUCAGCCCAGCAGUAAUAAAUCAGGCGCUACAAGGACUUAAGACUAAACUCACCUCAACGCUCACUCGUGAACAGAUGACUGCUGUGCUUGAAACUCUUGGGAAGGUACUUGCAGAAGCACAGCAGACUCCUCUACACUCCAGCAGCCAAAAUUUGACCUAUGACCUUUUAUGCAUCCUGGCCAAUCCCAGCCGAAUUGACACUCGGGGUCUCAGCUACCUUGCUGAAAUGGCAGAGCAAUUUGCUUUCUCCUUUAUCUCACAUCUCCAGUGUGAGAUAAGGGGCACCGUCAUGGAGACAUGCCCAUUUAUGACCAUGUCUGCCCUCCAAUGGUACCCAACACAAAUUAAUGGGCACAAAUACAGGGGCCGUAAUGGCGACUUCUUCCAGCUUCCAGAUACGCUGCUGCCAGUGCCAGCAGCCUCAUCCCCAGACUGCAGGAACCUCAGCAGGAUUCAGCUGACUGAGUUCAGAACUGAGCAUUGGUUUCUUACCAAUGAUACAGUCACAGCCGUCAGUGGGAAGGUAUUCUCAGUCAGUCUCCAGGAGAGAGGGUCGCGACCCCUAGAAGAUGGCAAUGAGGUGAUAUAUCGCAUCAACUCUCCUGGUCAGCAAGUUAAACCAGGAGCAUCUGUGUGCCUUCUCUGGAACCAGACCACUGCGAGCUGGUCAUCUGAUGGACAAUACUGCAGGGUUGUGAAGGAAAGCGGCAGUUAUGUGGAGUGUGCAUGCUCCCACUUGUCUAUCUAUGCGGUCCAUGCAGAGUUUGCUGCGCUUGCGUCCUACAACGAGGCCUUCUUUGCAUCAGGAUUUAUUUGUAUCUCAGGGUUUGCAUUGGCCAUCAUAUCCCAUGUGUUGUGCUCCCGUUCCCCCAUGUUUGCGGCCAAACUGCUCACUCACAUGUUUGUGGGGUGCCUUGGAACUCAGAUUUGUUUCCUGGUGUCAGCUUUCCGUGGGCCAAUAUUUUCAGAUGACAGCUGUGCCACCCUGGCACUGUUCUGCCACUACUUCCACCUGAGUCAGUUUUUCUGGAUGCUUAUACAGGCAGUAAACUUCUGGCAAGUGCUGGUGAUGAAUGACGAGCACACAGAGCGGCGCUACCUGCUCUACUUUCUCCUGGGCUGGGGACUUCCUGUCCUGGUCAUCAUCGUCCUGGUUAUCGUUUUGCUCGGCGGCUUCGGCUGGACCAUACACGCCGUGUACGGACUGGUGCACGGAGACGUGUGCUUCAUCCCAAACGUCUAUGCGGCUCUUUGCACAGCGGUGUUAGUGCCUCUCGUGUGCUUGGUUGCAGUGCUGGUCAUAUUUAUCCACGCCUACCAGGUAACUGAGCAGUGGAGGGCCUACGAUGACAUUUACCGUGGAAGGACAAACAGCACAGAGGUGCCGCUGGUCCUUUACCUGUUUCUGCUCAUCUCGCUGGUCUGGCUGUGGGCAGGACUCCACAUGGGCUACAGGUACCUGUGGAUGCUCAUCCUCUACGUCAUCUUUAACUGCCUGCUGGGCUUGUACGUGUUUGCAGUGUACUUCGUCAUGCACAACCAGCUGUGUUGGCCAACUAAAGCAAGUUACACUGUGGAGAUGAAUGGCCACGAUCGCCCUGACUCGACCUUUCAGGCCGGCGGGCCAACAACUGUAGGAGCCGACAUCAGCAAAUCAACACAGAACCUGAUCAGCGCCAUGGAAGAGAUUUCAGCUGACUGGGAGCGAUCGUCACUGCGGACCAGUAUUCAGCCGGCCAGCGCGUUUAAACCAAGCCCUGUGAUGGAGGCGUACACCACAGAGGGAAGCUUCAUCAACACCAACCUGGUCGCCACAGACGAGGAGUCGCAGGACUUUGAUGACCUCAUAUUUGCCUUAAAAACUGGGACUGGCCUUAACGUUAGCGAUAACGAGUCCAUACCUGGAAGCCACGAUGGAGGCAGCGUCACCAACUCCCAGAUCGUGGAGCUGAGGAGGAUCCCCAUCGCCGACACCCACCUCUAACACCUCUCCCUUCCUGCAGAGACAUUACAAGACAGUAUUUUUAUAUUGUAAAACCUUUGCACUAAAAAGUUUUUUUUUUUCUUUCUUUUUUGUAAUGAUACAUUUUCAUAUACGUGUUUGAUACUGUACAUCGUUUUUACCGCACGGCUGUUCACAUGUAUACAUAAAUAUACAACAUUUGUUUUGUUGUCUUGGUUUUUAUUUUUUUCCUGUAGAGUUAAAUUAAUCCUUGUACCUAAUACGCAAACAAAUCUCUGCUGCUGAGGAUGGAGGUUGUGUAACACUCAAUAAAUAAUGUAGCCCAUAUGUAA
Molecule: messenger RNA, 19391 nt
Organism: Fundulus heteroclitus (mummichog)
Lineage: Eukaryota; Metazoa; Chordata; Actinopteri; Cyprinodontiformes; Fundulidae
Gene: adgrv1
Product: adhesion G protein-coupled receptor V1
Biological process (GO): cell surface receptor signaling pathway; cell communication; negative regulation of adenylate cyclase activity
Cellular component (GO): membrane
Molecular function (GO): G protein-coupled receptor activity
Source: RefSeq, a predicted model, not a curated record